Molecule: messenger RNA, 629 nt
Organism: Ilex paraguariensis (yerba mate)
Lineage: Eukaryota; Viridiplantae; Streptophyta; Magnoliopsida; Aquifoliales; Aquifoliaceae
Source: the annotation of a GenBank genome assembly
AAUUACCCAUUGAUCAAGACAACAGGAACACAUAGCAAUGCCACCAGAGAUAAGUUUCCGAGGAGUGAGAAAGAGACCUUGGGGAAGAUUCGCUGCAGAGAUUAGAGACCCAAGGCAAAAAUAUAGGGUUUGGCUGGGGACUUUCGAUUCAGUUGAAGAUGCAGCUCGAGCCUACGACGCCGCUGCUCUUUCGCUUCGGGGACCCAAGGCCAAGAUCAACUUUCCAUCAACCACUCCUUCAAAUCCCUACUAUCCAUUUCAUCAGAACCCUAACGAUCGCUUUGUCAAUCAGCGGUUGUAUCCUCAGGAGCACCAGAUUAUCGCCCAGAGGACCACUCUUAGCAGUUUGACCGAUUCUAUUGAGUCGUUCAGUGGGCCUCGGCGGCGUAAGACGACUGAUUUGCCAUCGCGAAAACACCCUCGGCUGCCGCCGGUGCUGCCGGAUGAAAGAAGGGGUCGAAUGGCAUGGGUUCGGUAGAGAAGAGUUGAGAGGUGGGCAGAGGAGUGGAGGAGAGAAGAGAGAUUUGGGGAGGGAGGUGCAAGUCGACGAGACUGGGAUCGGGAGGAGUCGGGUUUAGUGGUUAUAAAUUUGGCUUCAUUACCGAGUGAUUGAGAAUUGGAAAUACCAU